Messenger RNA from Adelges cooleyi (spruce gall adelgid), 1954 nucleotides. Its product is annotated as endoplasmic reticulum lectin 1. Gene Ontology annotation, cellular component: endoplasmic reticulum lumen. The record is from RefSeq and is a predicted model, not a curated record. The coding region runs from base 240 to 1865 and encodes 541 amino acids. NCBI's taxonomy places the organism in Eukaryota, Metazoa, Arthropoda, Insecta, Hemiptera, Adelgidae. The transcript has 9 exons. Gene Ontology annotation, biological process: retrograde protein transport, ER to cytosol; endoplasmic reticulum unfolded protein response.
CUUAUCAAAUUUAGCCAAAUGCCAAGUUUCAACGUAAUAGCAAAUAAGUUUUAACAAUUAAAAUAUGUUGUGUGUGUAAUUGGUAAAUAAUAUAUAUAACUGAAUAAAAUGUGAUUUUUAAUAAUAGUGUCAUAGUCAACGGUAUAGGAUAGUAUGACGAUGUACUUAGUCAGUUAAAAUUGUACUGUAUUUUUUUUAGUGGUUUUAAUAUUCCUACUCGGUUGUUCCGGUUCUUUAAAAUGCGUUUUAUCAUGUUUUCGUUCAAUAGUAUAAAAUUAAUUUUACUAUUAUUAGUAACAUUUUGCCUGUCACAAGAAUUUAAAGGAUUCGAUGAUACUAUAUUGUAUAAGAUUAGAUGGCCUGGCAAGGAAUUAGACGGUUUAGCUACGCAGGGACAAGAAGAAAAUACAUUAAAGGUGAAAACUGCUCUCGGUGAAUCUUAUCAAUGCAUUCUACCUCAACAAGACGAAGAAAGCAAAGAAUCCAAGUCUCCUUAUAGUGGACCAAGUCCACUUGAAUUAUUGGCUCCAUUAUUCUCCAAGCAAGCUUGUUCAUAUAGGGUGGAUACUUACUGGAUAUAUGAAGUAUGUCACGGGCGACAUGUACGACAGUAUCACAGUGAUCGAGAAGAAAAAUCGAAAAAGGAACAAGAAUACUUUUUAGGCAAAUGGACAAUUUUUGAUGGUCUUAAGUUAGAAGAAGACUUAAAGCGAUUAGCAAACCUUAACUAUCCAGGUCCUACACAAACGAGGAAGGUCGAAGGAGUCAAUUUACCGUUUUUCCAAAUUAACAUGACCGAUGGCACAGUUUGUGAUCUGAGUGGACGACCAAGACACACAAACGUUUUAUACGUGUGUUAUCCUCAAAGUAAACAUAACUUGUUUUCAGUAAAAGAAACCUCAACAUGUCAAUAUGAAGUGAUCGUCUUGACAUCCUUGCUGUGUUCACAUCCUUGGUAUAAACCGCCAAAUAGUGAUGAAUUAAAUAUUGAUUGUUUGCCAAUUGAAGACUCGCCACGCAAACCACACAAUUUAAAAGUAAUUGAGGCUGAUGCACACAGAACGAGAAAACGUUUACGACUGCGAACUGAUCCUCUCAAAAAAAUGGAUAAUGUUAUAGUAGCUGUUACAAUAGAUAAGAACGGGGAACAAAUAAGAGUUAAGCUACAGCAAGUUUCACCUGAGAAUAGCGCAAAAGAGAGAGUGACGAUGAAAGAAUCAGUUACUUCGGAUAGAAAGGCAACUAAUGAAAUCAAUGAAUUUUUGAAUGGAGAACUAUGUCUAGAUGGGGGUUCUGGAUGGUGGAAAUAUGAAAUUUGUCACAAGAAGUAUGUGCAACAAGUGCACAAAGAAAAAGGAAAACCGGACAUUAUAAUUAACUUAGGAGAAUUUGAUUUAGAAGAACACAUCGAGUGGUUGGAGCGCAAUCCAGAAAAAAAAGUAAUAAGUGGAAAUGUCAAAAAUUACGUCUCGCAUUACUAUUCAAGGGGAAGUGUUUGUGAGUCAACUGGUGAACGACGAGAGACCGAGGUACGAUUUAAAUGUGUUAAUAAACGUAAAUUGGAAAAUCAAGUAGCAAUGUAUUUAAUGGAACCAAAAACUUGUAAAUACAUUCUAACCGUGGAAUCAUUAGCAAUAUGUGAUUUCCUAGUACAUGCAGACGAAAAUGGUAUGCUACGACCCUUGGAUAAGAAUGAAAUUGAGGAUAACAUUACUACUUUAAAUAAAAAAGAAAACAAUGAUGGCAUAAAGCUUGUUGUUCAUAAAAAAAAAGAUGAAGUUGAAAGUCCGACCACUGAAAAUAAUGAGUCUAAAGACGCAAAUCAAAAACAAAAUUUGAAUAAAAAACCAAAAACCGAACUUUAAAAAUUUGUAUAAUAUAAAUUAUGUAAAUAGUUUUUGUAGGCUGUUGCUUUUGAUUGUUUGUUGGUUUACAUUUAUUUAUUGUAUUCAGU